AUGAAGAAGAAAAUUGCAUACUUUUAUGACCAAGAAGUGGGAAACUUCUACUACGGACAGGGACAUCCAAUGAAACCGCACCGUAUGAGAAUGACACAUAAUCUGCUCUUACACUACGAUUUGUACAAAGACAUGGAGGUGUUUCAACCCACGCCCGCGCAAGCCGAUGACAUGACGCAAUUUCAUAGCGACGAAUACAUUGAAUUUCUACGCCUUGUCACCCCUGAUAAUCAGCAUGAACACAUGCGCCAGUUGAAGAGGUUCAAUGUUGCUGAGGACUGCCCGGUAUUUGACGGACUGUUCCGCUUCUGCCAACUGUACACAGGCGGCUCUGUUGGAGGGGCUGUCCGCUUGAAUCAUGGACUAUCAGAAACUGUCAUAAAUUGGUCUGGCGGGCUUCAUCACGCAAAAAAGAGUGAAGCAAGUGGGUUUUGCUAUGUUAACGAUAUUGUACUUGCGAUAUUGGAGUUACUCAAGCAACAUCAGCGGGUUUUGUACAUUGAUAUAGAUAUUCAUCACGGUGACGGGGUUGAAGAAGCGUUUUACACGACAGACAGAGUAAUGACGGUUUCGUUUCACAAAUUCGGCGAAUAUUUCCCAGGGACUGGGCACUUGCAGGACAUCGGCCAACAUGCUGGCAAGUACUAUAGUGUCAACGUACCCCUAAAGGAUGGAAUAGAUGAUGAAAGCUACGAGCUUCUCUACAAGCCGUUGAUGUCAAAAGUCAUGGAGAUCUAUCAGCCCGAUGCAGUUGUAUUUCAAUCUGGGGCAGACUCUCUUUCUGGAGACCGUUUGGGUUGUUUCAAUCUGUCCAUCAAAGGUCACGCAGAGUGCCUCAAAUACAUGACUACGUUCAACGUACCUUUACUUGUACUUGGGGGCGGUGGUUACACGAUACGGAACGUAGCCAGAUGCUGGGCAUACGAAACGGGUUGCUUACUUGAUCGAGAACUGGUAGAUGCUAUGCCACAAAACGACUACUCAGAAUAUUUUGGCCCAACUCACACACUGCAUAUCCAACCGAGCAACAUGGAGAAUCAAAAUACUCGCGAAUAUCUUGAAGGGGUUCGAGCACAUCUUUUGGAAAACCUGUCGAAGAUGACCUGCAAACCCAGUGUGCCUUUCCACGAAGUACCACGUGAUUCGACUAAUACUCGUAAUGUCAGUGUUGACGUCGAGCAUAUUAGCGAAAAGAGCGAAAAGGGCUUCUCAGCCAGCCUUGAUAAAUCUCAAUACGAGAAUGAGCGUCACGUCGCGGCUCUGCGUCGUCAACAAAGUAUGGUUGUACGAGAUGAUAUCCCGAGCUCGACGAUCUCUAUUAUGGAGAACACACCGAGCUCUGAGAAGAGUCAUGAUUUACCGAUAUCGGCCACAGGUCUGCCGCAAACACAUACUCCACGGAGCGACGAAGCAACGGCGAUGACGAUGUUCCCAAGCGUUUCGAAUAAAAAAGAAGGAAUUUAG
This is a messenger RNA of Ostreococcus lucimarinus CCE9901, 1464 nucleotides long. RefSeq names its product histone deacetylase (gene Hda2). The record is from RefSeq and is a predicted model, not a curated record. The transcript has 3 exons. Gene Ontology annotation, molecular function: histone deacetylase activity. The coding region runs from base 1 to 1464 and encodes 487 amino acids. Lineage: Eukaryota; Viridiplantae; Chlorophyta; Mamiellophyceae; Mamiellales; Bathycoccaceae.